CCCUUAAGUACACACAUGGUCAUGAUGUUCUUUUGUUCAUUAGUUCAUAAUCACAUGCAUGAAAUUUGACAUUCACAUCUUUGUGUUUCAGUUUGUAAGAAAAGGAUACUACUUUUGCCAUGUCUUCCACUUUUGAAGUAGAGCGAAGCAAUAGUGUUUCAGCCUCAGAAGAUGAAUAUGAAAAUGAGGAGUGCCCAGUGAAACAAGUUGAACUCACUGUGCCCAAAACUGAUGACCCAACAAUGCCUAUUCUGACAUUCAGAAUGUGGAUUUUGGGCAUUGUUUCGUGUGUGGUGUUGUCCUUUGUCAAUCAAUUCUUUUGGUACAGAACACAACCUUUGAGUGUCACCUCAAUUUCUGCUCAGAUUGCUGUUGUUCCAAUUGGCCACUUCAUGGCAAGGACCUUGCCAACUCGUGUCUUCUUCAAAGAUACAUGCUUUGAAUUCUCACUCAAUAGGGGGCCAUUCAGUAUCAAAGAGCAUGUUCUUAUAACUAUCUUUGCUAAUUCUGGUGCUGGAACUGUUUAUGCUACUCAUAUUUUGAGUGCAGUGAAGCUCAUGUAUAAAAGAAAAUUGGGUUUUCUUCCUGCAUUAUUACUCAUGUUAACUACUCAGGUGCUGGGGUUUGGUUGGGCAGGACUGUUCAGGAAAUUUCUGGUUGAGCCAGGGGAAAUGUGGUGGCCUUCUAAUCUGGUUCAGGUUUCAUUAUUCAGUGCUUUACAUGAGAAAGGUAAAAGACCAAAAGGAGGCACAACACGCACUCAAUUUUUUAUCCUUGUCUUGAUCUCUGGCAUGGCUUACUAUGUUUUUCCCGGCUAUUUGUUUUCAAUGUUGACAUCUUUCUCUUGGUUAUGUUGGCUUGCCCCCAAGUCUAUCCUAGUCCAACAACUUGGUUCUGGCUUGAAGGGUCUUGGCAUUGCUGCAUUUGGUUUUGAUUGGUCUACAAUUUCUUCAUACCUUGGUAGUCCACUAGCCAGUCCAUGGUUUGCUACUGCUAAUGUUGCCGUUGGAUUCUUUCUUGUUAUGUAUGUGAUGACACCAACUGCUUACUGGUUAAAUGUGUAUGAUGCCAAGACUUUUCCAAUAUUUUCAAGUAAGCUGUUUAUGGGAAAUGGUUCACUGUAUGACAUUUCAACCAUUGUUGACUCUAAUUUCCAUCUUGAUCGGAAUGCUUAUUCGAAGAAUGGGCCUGUACAUCUUAGCACAUUCUUUGCAAUGACUUACGGCCUCGGAUUUGCAGCACUUUCUGCUACAGUGGUGCAUGUUAUCCUCUUCCAUGGAAGGGAAAUAUGGAUGCAAAGCAAAAUGGCCUUUGGAGACAGUAAAAAAAUUGACGUACACACAAGACUUAUGAGGAGGUACAAAUCAGUCCCCAUGUGGUGGUUUCUCAUCAUUCUACUGGUGAACAUAGCUGUUAUUAUGUUUAUUUGUGAGUACUACAACGAAUCACUUCAGUUGCCUUGGUGGGGUGUAUUGCUAGCCUGUACAAUUUCCAUUUCCUUCACUCUUCCAAUCGGUAUAAUAGCAGCCACUACAAAUCAGCCACCUGGUUUAAACAUUAUAACAGAAUACAUAAUUGGUUACAUGUAUCCAGAACGCCCUGUGGCUAACAUGUGCUUUAAGGUAUAUGGGUACAUUAGCAUGACUCAAGCACUAACCUUUUUGCAAGACUUUAAACUUGGACACUAUAUGAAAAUUCCACCAAGAACAAUGUUCAUGGCACAGGUGGUAGGAACAGUCAUAUCAGUGCUUAUAUACACAAUAACUGCAUGGUGGUUGAUGGGGACUAUCCCUCACCUUUGUGACACUACCAAACUUGCACCUGAUAGCCCUUGGACUUGCCCAAUGGACAAUGUGUUCUAUGAUGCAUCUGUUAUAUGGGGUCUUCUUGGACCACGCAGAAUCUUUGGAGACCUUGGUGAAUAUGCCAAUGUGAAUUGGUUCUUCCUUGGUGGAGCCGUUGCACCCCUUCUGGUUUGGCUUGCUCACAAGGCAUUCCCAGGCCAAAAAUGGAUAGCUCUAAUUCACAUGCCUAUCUUGUUAGGUGCAACAUCAAUGAUGCCUCCUGCAACAGCAAUUAACUUCACCAGUUGGAUAAUUGUUGGGUUUCUCUCAGGGUACAUUGCAUACAGAUAUAGACAAGAUUGGUGGAAACGCUACAAUUAUGUAUUGUCUGGUGGUCUUGAUGCUGGAACUGCCUUCAUGACAAUCUUACUCUUUCUUACUUUGGGUAAUAAAAACAUUGCACUUAAUUGGUGGGGAAAUAAUCCUGAAGGGUGCCCCUUGGCCUCUUGUCCUACCGCAAAGGGCAUUAUGGCUGAAGGUUGCCCUUUUCAAUGAUCAUUGCAAAAUUUCCUUUUUUAGAUGAAGGGUGCCCCUUGGCCUCUAGCACUCAUCACUUGGAUGCCAUUAGCUUAAUAUUUCAAUUUAAGUUGAACAUUUGGUCUGUAUUUUUGAACGUUUAACAGUAUAAGCAUAAAAGUAGCUUUUGAACCAUGUCAUUGUUGAUGGUCAUGUCUUUUUAACAUACAACCAAACUUGGACCACCAUGUUUUGGAGAAAGAUGAACACAAUGGAUUGAGAAAAAGCAUAGGUCAAUUGUAUAUGAAUCAUUGUAAUCGUAUCAAUCAGAACUUUGGCUCU
This is a messenger RNA of Abrus precatorius (Indian licorice), 2642 nucleotides long. Its product is annotated as oligopeptide transporter 6-like. Lineage: Eukaryota; Viridiplantae; Streptophyta; Magnoliopsida; Fabales; Fabaceae. Bases 120 to 2339 code for a protein of 739 amino acids. Gene Ontology annotation, molecular function: oligopeptide transmembrane transporter activity. The record is from RefSeq and is a predicted model, not a curated record. The transcript is spliced from 6 exons. Gene Ontology annotation, biological process: transmembrane transport.